UUGAAUUACACGACGGCAUACAGCUAGUGGACUUUGGAGCACAGGUGGAGACAGGUGAGUCACGGUUCACUGUAAGGAAACGCAGCCUUCGGCAGCAAAAAUGGCAAAAUUUUUCACUCCAGCUCAAAUCAAUGAGUUCAAGGAAUGUUUCUCGUUGUAUGACAAGAAACAGAAGGGCAAGAUUGAGGCCGGGGAACUUAUCACAGUGAUGCGCAGCCUCGGGACAAGCCCUACUUUCAGUGAAAUCGACAGACAUCUCCAAGUUCACAAAAUUGCUAAGCAGGGCGAGCUGGACUUCUCUACGUUCCUGACCAUGAUGCACAGACAGAUGCAGCAGGAGGACCCUAAGACAGAGAUCCUGGAGGCCUUGAAGAUGGCCGACAAGCAGAAUAAAGGCUACAUCCAGGCGGCUGAGUUGCGGGCCAAACUCACCAAACUAGGAGAGAAACUCACAAACAAAGAAGUGGAUGAUUUGUUCAAGGAAGCAAAUGUCAAAUCAAAUGGAACGGUCAACUAUGAAGAGUUCACCCGGAUGAUGACUCUUCCACCUGUUGACUACUGAGUUGAGUUCUGUUCUUGUGGAGCACAGGCUCCAUGUUCCAGCUGUGAGUUUUACCAUGUAACACAACUUGUAUUAGAUAUCAUGUGUAAUAUGAUUUGCUUCAUGACUUGUACCAUGUAACACAGGGAUCCAAACAUCCAAAAGUUGCAAUUAUUUAUAAUCGAAAAAAAUUGAUAGUGGCAUGUUAAAACAAGUUAUGUGAAUAAAUGAAAAGUUCAAUAAAAGUGAAACUGAGAGACAAGUCAAACUGCUGUAUAAUAAUAUGCAUAUGAUUGUCGUUUUAAUAAAACAUUGAAAUUAUUCCA
Messenger RNA from Gadus morhua (Atlantic cod), 867 nucleotides. It is a transcript of the gene calml4a, whose product is annotated as calmodulin-like 4a. Gene Ontology annotation, cellular component: myosin II complex. Gene Ontology annotation, molecular function: calcium ion binding. Bases 101 to 562 code for a protein of 153 amino acids. The record is from RefSeq and is a predicted model, not a curated record. Lineage: Eukaryota; Metazoa; Chordata; Actinopteri; Gadiformes; Gadidae. The transcript has 5 exons.